Lingula anatina is the source of this 1140-nucleotide messenger RNA. RefSeq names its product piggyBac transposable element-derived protein 4-like. Lineage: Eukaryota; Metazoa; Brachiopoda; Lingulata; Lingulida; Lingulidae. The record is from RefSeq and is a predicted model, not a curated record.
AUGGCGGAAUUCCUACCUGAACAUCAAGAUUUCUUCAACAAAUUGAUAAAUGAUGACAAGAGUGAUGACGAAUUUGAAGGUUUUCUACCUUCUGAUAUUGCUAAUGAUGGUAGCAACCGGGAAAGUGAUAUUCUGAUGAAUCAGAGCAAGCUGAAACUGGUGAUAUUUGGCAAGACGGAGAUCAACCUCGUAUUUGGUUCAGUGUACAUGCCAAAUAGACACUUAUCGUUAGAUGAGGGUAUGGUCCCAUGGAGGGGGCAUCUUGCGUUCCGUGUUUACAACCCUGACAAACCAAAGAAGUAUGGAAUAAAGGCAUACAUGAUCUGUGACGGUGAGACUGGGUACUGCACCAAGUUUAAACUCUACACAGGUAAAUCAAACACACCAGUCAGUCAACAUGGAGCAACUUAUGAUUUAGUGAUGGACAUGAUGAGGGGAUAUUUUGGACAGGGUUACAUUCUAUACAUGGACAAUUAUUACAGCUCCCCAAAAUUGUAUAAAGAUCUAUUUUCACUGGGGUGUGGUGCUACAGGAACUUUGAGAGCAAACAGGAAAGGGGUACCUCAAAAAAUUUUGAAUACUAAAGUCAGCAAAGGGGAACAAUUCACAAUGAACAAUGGGACUCUUUUAAUUACAGUACCAAAUACCGGCCAUGACAGAAAAGUUGUACAUCUAAUUUCCACAAUAGAGCAGGCUGAAAUGACACCCACUGGAAGGAACAUCCCAGGCACAAACACACCCAUUGUAGUGCCAUCCAUUGUACGAGAAUACAAUAGAUUUAUGGGGGGAGUGGACCGCUCUGACCAAAUGGUUUCAUAUUCUACCUUCAAUGCCAGGACUCUGAAAUGGUGGAAAAGAGUAACAUUUCAUGUUAUUUCUCUUGCUGUGUUGAAUGCCUAUCUCCUGUACAAGACCGUCACCACUGGCAACCCCAUGCUCCACAGGGUAUUCCGUAAACGCCUUGUUGCAGAUUUAAUUAAUUCAGUUCAAGGACAUGUCGUCCCCUCUAAAAGUGUUGGCAGACCCAGUACUAGUGAUGACUCUCUAUUCAGACUUAUGGGCCAACACUUUCCUAUCAAAAUUACAGCUACUUCCUGUUGGGGAAAAAAGGAAGAGAACUGGAAAAGAAUCCAGCUAUAA